Enterobius vermicularis (human pinworm) is the source of this 1323-nucleotide messenger RNA. The record is from the annotation of a GenBank genome assembly. Lineage: Eukaryota; Metazoa; Nematoda; Chromadorea; Rhabditida; Oxyuridae.
AUGGGCCAGCAACAAACCAGUUUUGGCGGAAAACGUGGAGAAGAACUUUUCAUACAGGAAAAGAAAAGGAAGUAUGAAGCCCCUAUACCAACCAGAAUAGGGAAGAGGAAAAAGGGCGGAAAGGGUCCAGAUGCAGCUACAAAACUUCCUACAGUAACACCCCACACUCGGUGCCGUCUAAGGCUGCUUAAGUUUGAACGCAUUAAAGACUAUUUGUUGAUGGAACAAGAGUUUAUUCAAAAUCAAGAACGUUUAAAACCGCAAGAGGAGAGACAGGAAGAAGAGCGCGCAAAAGUGAAUGAUCUUCGGGGUACGCCAAUGGCUGUUGGCAGUUUGGAAGAAAUAAUCGAUGACCAGCAUGCUAUAGUUUCUACUAAUGUUGGAAGCGAACACUAUGUUUCAAUCCUUUCGUUUGUCGAUAAAGAACAGCUAGAGCCAGGUUGUGCGGUGCUUCUAAACCAUAAAACUCAUGCUGUGAUUGGUGUCCUCGCUGAUGAUACCGACCCUAUGGUGUCUGUUAUGAAACUAGAAAAAGCCCCGCAGGAAACCUAUGCUGAUGUUGGGGGUCUAGAUCAGCAAAUACAGGAAAUCAAAGAGUCCGUCGAACUUCCCCUUACUCAUCCAGAAUAUUACGAGGAAAUGGGAAUAAAACCACCAAAAGGGGUUAUCUUGUAUGGUUCUCCUGGCACGGGCAAGACUUUGUUAGCGAAAGCAGUGGCUAAUCAAACGUCAGCAACAUUUUUACGGGUUGUUGGGUCGGAGUUAAUACAGAAGUAUUUGGGGGAUGGCCCUAAAAUGGUCCGGGAACUGUUCCGCGUUGCAGAGGAACAUGCACCAUCAAUUGUCUUCAUAGACGAGAUUGAUGCUGUGGGUACAAAAAGAUAUGAUUCCAACUCAGGUGGCGAGCGUGAAAUCCAAAGGACCAUGUUAGAACUGUUAAACCAGUUGGACGGAUUCGACUCAAGGGGUGAUGUCAAGGUACUAAUGGCAACAAACAGAAUUGAUUCUUUGGACCCGGCUCUAAUUAGACCAGGAAGAAUUGACAGAAAAAUUGAAUUUCCUCUCCCAGAUGAGAAGACAAAACGUCGGAUUUUUCAAAUCCACACGUCGCGGAUGACUCUUGCUGACGAUGUGAAUUUGGAUGAAUUUGUAACCGCUAAAGAUGAAUUAAGCGGCGCCGACAUAAAAGCUAUGUGUACGGAAGCAGGUCUACUUGCACUUCGAGAACGUCGAAUGAGAGUAACCAUGGAUGAUUUUAAAAAGUCGAAGGAGAACGUAUUGUAUCGGAAAAAAGAAGGAGCACCUGAAGCUUUAUAUCUUUAA